Messenger RNA from Rhopilema esculentum, 1873 nucleotides. Its product is annotated as monocarboxylate transporter 10-like. Gene Ontology annotation, biological process: transmembrane transport. Gene Ontology annotation, molecular function: transmembrane transporter activity. Lineage: Eukaryota; Metazoa; Cnidaria; Scyphozoa; Rhizostomeae; Rhizostomatidae. The record is from RefSeq and is a predicted model, not a curated record.
CACUGUCAGUUUCCACAGGCAUCACGAACAGGUUGUUAUUUCGUGCGUGCCAUUGAAAGGCCUUGGAGGGGUGCUACUGCUGCAAGUGUUGCAAUAGUUCGAAGGCAGCGGAUCGAUGGCUACCUAUUGCUGAUUAUUCAAAAACUCUUAUUUAUUUACGUCAGACCUGUUACCUGUAAGCCAUGUUAAUCGCCAAGUUAUUGAAGACAACAGUCAAAGCUCGAGAUUCAACGUUGUCAUGGGUAGCUCUCCUCUCAUCUAUUCUGCUUCUUUUUACAACGAGCGGGUUUCUCUGCAACUUUGGAAUAUUCUAUAAUUCAUUCUUAGACGAAUUUGGGGAUUCAAAGGAGAAAACAGCAUGGGUCGGCUCAAUUCCAGUUUCACUGAUGUUUCUCUUGGCCCCAUUGGCAUCUUGGCUCCUAAACAAGAUUAGCUUGGGAGUCUCCGUAGUAGCAACAGCAAUCCCGUUGGGACUCUCUCUUCUAUUGACGUCAUUCAUAACCAAUAUCAAUGGAGCCUUUUUCACCUUCAGCAUCCCUUUUGGAUUAGCCUCUUGUUUAAUGCUUAUGGUUGUCAGCAAAGCCGUUUGCAUCUACUUUGACAAGAGGCAGUCAACUGCAUUUGGUUUGCUUACUGGAGGAUGCUGUAUUGCUCAAGUUGGCUUGUCCUAUAUCAUCAUAUGGCUUGUGAAUAACUUCACAUUAGAAAGAACAUUUCAAGUUCUAGCAACGGUUAUGACAUUAGUUUGUUUGAUUUCAUCACAAGGGUUUUUUCCUACAACCUACGAAAGCGAUGAGAAAGUGAAUACUGCCAAAAAGAAGGGACUCAACGUGUACUUUCAUCUGCUCAAAAACAAAGCAUUUUGCCUAUACCUGUUUGCAAUUUUCGUGUGUUCAUUUUCCUACUCCGUUUCCAAUGUUCAUCAGGUACAACUAGCAAUUGGGUAUGGCACUUCACCGGAUUUAGCAAGACAGCUCCCUGUGUUUUCGGCGAUUGGAAUGGGUUGUGGUAGAUUUAUUUCUGGCUUUAUCGUCGACAGCAAGAAAUUCAAAACAAUCAACUACUACCAGUCUAUAUUGCUUCUAAAUGGGUUGUCGGCAGUCAUUGGAUCAUUUUCAUCCACCCCAGUUCACUUGAUUGUCUAUAUUUGGGUAUUUUCCUUUCUGGAUGGGCAAAUGCAAUCUACUUUUGCACCAGUUGUUAGGGAAGUAGUCGGCAUGACGUACAUGAGCGAAGGCUUUGCAAUGGUCUACACCUCAUGCAGUGUAUCCAUGAUGCUUGGACCACCUUUAUUAGGCUUUAUAGUUGACAAGACUCAAGACUACAGAGCGUUCUUCAUGCUGUCAGGGAUACCUCCUAUAUUAACAUGUCUGCUUCUGACGCCACUUAGGUAUAUGAAAAAAGUCGAAGUCCCUGAUAAAGAAGUAAACGAGAAGGUGACGGAUGAGCAAGAAAUAAAGGAUGUUGAGGUGGAUGUUGAGGUAAUAAGGAAUGAAAACACAAACAAAUAAUUUGAAAUUUACUCUACGUGAAGAUUAUUGGCCGGUAAGUUAGUUACGAUAAGCAGCGUGUUUGAACAAGUAACUUCUCAAUAGGCUUCGUUUUAAAGGAACUAGUUCAAUUUGCAAUUUUUCUCAAUAUUUUCCACAUGUAAGGAAGACAACUUUCUUCUGAAAUUAAUACCUAAGUUCUAAAAAUUGCCCCAAGAAAUCAUCAUGUUCAAUUAGAGACAUUUCCCAUUUGGUGUUUUCUCAGUGGAAAUAGAGUUUAAUGUUUUAAUUCUAAUAGUGCUUAAUUCCAAUAUUAAAGAUUUUUGUGACUUCACAAUUGUAUCUGUUUGUUUUAAACCGUAUUAACAUAAUGUCUCAGACAU